This is a messenger RNA of Scleropages formosus (Asian bonytongue), 4480 nucleotides long. It is a transcript of the gene tbc1d8b, whose product is annotated as TBC1 domain family member 8B. Lineage: Eukaryota; Metazoa; Chordata; Actinopteri; Osteoglossiformes; Osteoglossidae. The record is from RefSeq and is a predicted model, not a curated record. Gene Ontology annotation, molecular function: calcium ion binding. The coding region runs from base 96 to 3479 and encodes 1127 amino acids. The transcript is spliced from 21 exons.
AAGGAACCGCUCGCAAACAGAAAGCUCUCCGCGGGUGUAGGCGGCCACAGCUAUGAGCAUCGCGCCGUGCCGGCUCGGCUCGUUUGGAUCGCACGAUGUGGCUGAAACCGGAGGAAGUGCUUCUGAAGAACGCCUUCAAGUUGUGGGUCACGGAGAAAUCUAAUGAUUAUUUCGUGCUGCAGAGGAGGCGCGGGUACGGGGAAGGAGGAGGAGGUUUGACAGGCCUCCUGGUGGGAACUCUGGACACCGUGCUGGACUCCACGGCCAAAGUGGCUCCAUUCCGGAUCUUGCACCAGACACCAGAUUCCCAGGUCUACUGGUCGAUAGCAUGCGGAGCCACCAGAGAGGAGAUCAACCAACACUGGGAAUGGCUGCUGCAGAACAUCAUGAGAACCCUGUCUGUGUUCGACUCAAGUGAGGACAUCACCAGCUUUGUCCAGGGCAAGAUCAGAGGCCUUAUUGCUGAGGAGGGGAAGGUCUCCCUGGUGCAAGAGGAUGACCCGGAGAAGUUCCGUGAGGCACUGCUGAGGUUCGAGAAGUGGUUUGGUCUCCCAGAGAAGGAGAAGUUAGUCACAUACUACUCAUGCAGCUACUGGAAAGGCCGGGUGCCGUGUCAGGGCUGGCUGUACCUGAGCACCAACUUCCUCAGCUUCUACUCCUACCUGCUGGGGUCCGAGGUGAAGUUUAUAGUCUCCUGGGAUGAGAUCUGGAAGCUGGAGAAGUCAUCUAAUGUGAUCCUGGCUGAGAGCAUCCAUGUGGUGGCUGGCGGGGAGGACCACUACUUCUCCAUGUUCCUGCACCUAAAUGAGACCUUCCUACUCAUGGAGCAGCUGGCUGACUAUGCUGUCAGGAGGCUCUUUGAUAAGGAGACCUUCCAGCAGGAGCCAGCCCUAGCUGACCCACUGCAGAUCUCAAAGAGGGGCCUGGAGACACACGCGCGCAAUGAGCAGUUCCGGGCCUUCUUCCGUUUGCCUAGGGAGGAAAACCUGCUGGAGGUAUACGAGAGCUUCCUGUGGGUGCCCUUCAGCCACUUCAACACGCUGGGGAAGAUCUGCCUAUCGGAGAGCUACCUCUGCUUUGCCAGCCAGGAUGGCAGCCAGUGCUACGUCAUCGUCCCUAUACGAGAGGUGGUCAGCGUGGAGAAGCCAGACAGCAGCAGCCGGGCAGUGACGGUGUGCGUCCGCGGAAAGAGGGCCCUGCGCUUCUCGGAGGUGCGGGACUACGAGCGCCUGGCCUACGGGAUCCGGCGGCGGUGCGGGGCCGCAGCCAGCCCCAUGCACAUCACAGCAGGGGAGGUGUCCGGGGAGGCGUGCCACACCCUCAUAGAACACUUUGAGGACAACCCUGAGGAAGAGGCCCUGAUGGUGGGCCAGAAGAGCAGUAGCAAGGCUGUCAGCACCGAGGCCCUGAUGACCGUGUUCCACCCACAGGAUGCGGAGAACCUGGAUCCCAAGAUGCUGAAGGAGAAGAUGAAAGAGCAGUCGUGGAACAUCCACUUCAGCGAGUAUGGCCGUGGGAUGAGCAUGUUCCGCACCAAGAAGACGCGGGACUUGAUCGUACGCGGCGUACCCGAAUUUCUGAGAGGGGAGCUUUGGCUGCUUUUCUCAGGUGCCGUCAACGACAUGGCCACCCACCCGGGUUACUACUCGGAGCUGGUGGAGCAAUCGCUAGGCACCAGCACGCUGGCCACGGAUGAGAUUGAGCGAGACCUGCACCGCUCGCUGCCAGAGCACCCUGCCUUCCAGAGUGACACGGGCAUCUCUGCCCUGCGCCGGGUCCUCACCGCCUACGCCUACAGGAACCCCAAGAUCGGUUACUGUCAGGCCAUGAACAUUCUUACCUCGGUCCUGCUGCUGUACGCCAAGGAGGAGGAAGCGUUCUGGCUGCUGGUGGCCGUCUGCGAGAGGAUGUUGCCCGACUACUUCAACCGCAGGAUCAUCGGCGCCCUGGUCGACCAGGCGGUGUUUGAGGAGCUCAUCCGAGAGCAGCUGCCCCAGCUCACGGAGCACACGACAGACAUGACUUUCUUCUCGUCCGUGUCGCUCUCCUGGUUCCUGACACUGUUCAUCAGCGUGCUGCCCAUCGAGAGUGCCGUCAAUGUGGUCGACUGCUUCUUCUAUGAUGGCAUCAAAGCUAUCUUGCAGCUCGGCCUGGCUGUGCUCGACUACAACGUGGAGCAGCUGCUGGCCUGCCGCGAUGAUGCUGAGGCUGUCACCAUCCUAAACAAGUUUUUUGACAGCGUCACCAACAAGGAUAGCCCCCUGCCUGCCACGGUGCAGCAGGCACCCGUGAGCAACAACGACAGGACGUCACAUCCCAAGGUGGACAUCACUGACCUCAUACGAGAGGCCUACGAGAAAUAUGGGGACAUUCGUUCCGAGGAAGUGGAGAGCAUGCGGAGACGCAAAAAAUUGUUUGUGAUCCAGACUCUGGAGGAUACAACCAGACAGAAUGUGUUAAGGGUGGUGUCCCAGGAGGUGAAGUUCACUGCUGCCCAUCUUGAUGACCUCUAUGGGCUGUUCAAGAGGCAGCAUUUCCUGAGCUGCUAUUGGACCAUGAACAGCCCAGCCCUGUUGCACCACGACCCCAGCCUGCCUUACCUGGAGCAGUACCAGCUGGGCCGUUCCCAGUUCUGCGCCCUGUUCUCUCUGCUGGCCCCCUGGGUGCACUGCGCUGGCCGCGACGCCCUCUCCCUGUGGGCCUUCCACUUGCUGGAUGAGAACCAGGAUGGCCUGGUCAACUUCAAGGAGUUCUGCUGCGGCCUGGAUACUCUGUACAGUGGCACUUUCACAGAAAAGCUGAAAUUCCUCUUCAAGAUGCACCUAUCGCCAGCUUUUACAGAAGUAGAAACAGAGAGCCCUGGGUUCUCAAAGAGCAACAAACUGUCCCACUAUAGUUCGCUGAGUGAAGACUUCUCCCACUUUAGUCGACUGAAUGUCUCUUCAGCUGAUGUCCCUGAAGAUGGAGUGAUCAGAAGAAGUCCAGAAAGGGGUCGAGGUAAAGUGGACUUACAGGCAUACCUGAAGCAGUGGCAGGAUGAACUACUGAAGAAGGAAGAGAACAUUAAGGACUUACCCCGGAUAAAUCAGUGUCAGUUCAUCCAGUUCUCCAAAACCCUGUACAACUUGUUCCACGGUGACCCAGAAGAGGAGUCUCUCUACCGAGCUGUGGCCAGCGUCACCAGCCUCCUGCUGAGGAUGGAGGAAGUGGGCCGUCGUCUUCAGGAGCCAGGCACCCCCACAGAGACGACUCCACCCAACGGGGAGGCCUCCACUUCCCCAGAGGGCUCCUCAGAUACCCCAAGCCCGCCCAGCGUCCCGGAGCCGAACUCCCACCGGCAAGAGGUGGAGUGGUCCUUUGCCUUUGAGCAGAUCCUGGCCUCCUUGCUCAACGAGCCCAUCCUGGUGCGCUUCUUUGAAAAGCCUGUGGACGUCCAGGCCAGACUGGAGCAUGCCAAGGCCACUCAGCUGAAAGUGUAAGCGGACACAUUAAGGAGAACCUGCUUUUCACCCUUAUUUAAGCCAUAAGAUCUCUCUCCAGCAGGCUCUAUAUUUGUAAAUAUAUAUACAUAUAUACAUAUAUGAUGGAGAAACGAGCCCUAUACUGGGCCUUAUUCUCAUUUAACCACGCAAGUACACUCCUCUAACCGAGGUGUGCCUUCUAUUUCGAUUCACUGUUUCUUGGGGACACACCAGCCAAUAUGAUAAAGCACUUGCCAGCAUUAAUCAUUUUUAUCCUUAAAGCUAUUACCAUUGUAAAUGUCAAUACUGAAGUCGCAGAUGUCAAGGUCACAUGACUAGUUUGAGGAGAGAGUAGUUCUCCAUGCAAGCUUGCAGAUGGUUUGGAUUGAACUGUAUCCACAUCUGAUGAGGAGAAAUUGAGAAUAUUUGUUGUUCAGUGAUUGUGGAGGGAAACAAUUGCUGUAAAUGUUGGCAAAUUCUUCUAUUAAAAUGGAUAUGGCCAUUUAUUUUUGAGUUGAAUUUAUGGAAAUCCCGUACGCUUGUGGCCACAGUGGCCCUACAUUCCGUAUUAACUACGUCUUUGGGAUGCAGUGCAUUUUACAACAUUUUCAGCGUAGCCAUUUUGACAGAAUGGCUUUUGACAGCAAAGUAUCCGAAGAAAAAAGUAUUAGUGUCAUAUGGUAAAGAUGAGACAUUUGCUGAACAGUAUAAUGCUUUGAUUCAAAUGAUCAAGGAACUCAUAAGUACACAGUGUGUAGGACAGAGCUCAAAAGAUGCCUUUUAUACUGGCAUUUAAUCACAGCAGCCUGUGACGAUAGAUGGCAGGAGUUCUGCUACCCAGUGGUGUAAUAUUUAAUACCAUCACAGCUCACACUGUUAAAGACAUGGUGUUUUCAGAUGCCUUGUAGACUGAUCAUGCAUGAAUACAUAUUUAAUGUGCUUAGUCUUUUUUUGCACAAUGCAAACCUUUUUAUAUUUUGUUAUUUUCUAUACAGUUUAAUUCUAGAGAGAGAUGAUUC